This is a messenger RNA of Elgaria multicarinata webbii, 1554 nucleotides long. RefSeq names its product peptidylprolyl isomerase D (gene PPID). NCBI's taxonomy places the organism in Eukaryota, Metazoa, Chordata, Lepidosauria, Squamata, Anguidae. The transcript has 10 exons. Gene Ontology annotation, molecular function: protein binding; peptidyl-prolyl cis-trans isomerase activity. The coding region runs from base 37 to 1146 and encodes 369 amino acids. The record is from RefSeq and is a predicted model, not a curated record. Gene Ontology annotation, biological process: protein peptidyl-prolyl isomerization; protein folding.
GCAGAGCGUCCUGCGGUGCCUCAGCCAACCGGCAGUAUGGCUCACGGGUCUCCGCUCUCCAAGCCCUCCAACCCAAGCAACCCCCGCGUCUUUUUCGACGUGGACAUUGGGGGAGAACGAGCUGGCCGAAUCGUAUUAGAACUCUUUGCAGAUAUUGUACCUAAAACUGCUGAAAACUUUCGUGCAUUGUGUACUGGAGAAAAAGGGAUCGGACCCAUAACUGGAAAACCUCUUCAUUAUAAAGGAUGCCCCUUCCAUAGAAUUAUCAAGAAAUUUAUGAUCCAGGGUGGAGACUUCUCACAUCAAAAUGGAACAGGUGGAGAAAGUAUCUAUGGAGAAAAAUUUGAAGAUGAAAACUUCCAUUAUAAGCAUGAUCAGCCAGGUUUGCUCAGCAUGGCAAAUGCAGGAUGCAAUACCAAUGGUUCCCAGUUCUUCAUCACAACUGUGCCAACUCCUCAUCUUGAUGGGAAACAUGUGGUCUUCGGACAGGUGAUCAAAGGCAUGGGUAUCACAAAGCUACUAGAAAAUGUGGAAGUGAAAGGGGAAGAACCUGCUAAGUUGUGCAUUAUUGCAGAAUGUGGAGAGCUAGAAGGAGACGACUGCGGAAUCUCUCCCAUGGAUGGUUCUGGAGAUACUCAUGCAGAGUUUCCUGAAGAUUCUAAUGUGGAUUUAAAGGAAAUUGACAAAGUUGUGUCUAUAGCUGAAGAUAUAAAAAAUAUAGGCAACACUUUCUUCAAAUCUCAGAACUGGGAAAUGGCAGUCAAGAAAUACAGCAAGUCCUUAAGGUACAUUGAAGAUUCUAAAGCUGUGGCAGAAGAGGCAGAUUCAGCAAAGUUGAAUGCUGCAGCAUUGACAUGUUACCUUAAUAUUGCUGCAUGCAAACUGAAACUAUCAGAGUGGCAAGAUGCAAUUGAGAACUGUGCUAAGGUCCUGGCCAUUGAUCCUACAAAUACUAAAGCACUUUACAGAAGGGCUCAAGCUUGGGAAGCAACAAGAGAUUAUGAUCAGGCACUGGCUGAUCUUCAGAAGGCUCAAGGCAUAGCACCUCAAGAUAAAGCUAUCCAAAUGCAAGUCCAGAAAAUUAAGCAGAAGAUAAAGAAAGAGAAAGAAAAAGAGAAGGCAGCUUAUGCGAAGAUGUUUGCUUAAGUCAAGACGGUUUCCCCUCCUUAAUUUGUGCACUGAUAAAAGGCAGGAUUAGUAUGAGUAGUAGUGACAGUAUGUUAUUGACUGUCAUCUAUACUGAUGCUGUUUCAUAUGUUUACAUCUUGGAUUUUCCUUCAGGUUAUAAUUUCAAAUACCUUUUGUCAUUAAAUUCAGUAGUAAGACACUUAACAGUAGUCGUAUCUUUAAUCUAAAAAAUGUAAGAAAAACUAGUAAGUAAAACUUUAGAAUGAUGCAGUGCAAUGAAUUUGGACAAAGUCAGUAACAAACUGGAUGUUUUAAGUUCAGCAGGCUACUUCUACCCCCUCUUGUCUCCACCUGUAACUUCCACUACUACAAAUUCAAAUGCUGUUAAAGUGGUAUUGAAUAAAUAAACUGAAUUUCUAAGCAUCA